This is a messenger RNA of Fusarium pseudograminearum CS3096, 1080 nucleotides long. RefSeq lists its product as uncharacterized. The transcript is spliced from 4 exons. Bases 1 to 1080 code for a protein of 359 amino acids. NCBI's taxonomy places the organism in Eukaryota, Fungi, Ascomycota, Sordariomycetes, Hypocreales, Nectriaceae. The record is from RefSeq and is a predicted model, not a curated record.
AUGACACAACUCAGGACCAUUCUGCAGACUCCUGCGGCCGUGGCCCCAGUCGCUGCUGAACCUGUCACUGUUACCAUCAACGCAGAGCCCGUGACUGUCUACGAGACUCAAUAUGUCACCCAAGUUCAGGUUGAGACUCAAUACGUUACUCAGGUCGACGUUCAGAUCGUCACCCAAGUGGCGCCACCUCUUCCCGCUGUUACUAUCAAGGAACCCAUCACCAUCAUCGAGGUCGAGCCCGUCACUGUUAAUCAUGUCAUCACCGAGACAGUGCAUAUCCCUGGAGAUGCACCAGCUCCCGUUACUAUAACCGUUCCUGGAGAAGGACCUGCGGCUAUUACUAUCAUCCACACCGUGCAGGCUCCUCAGGAACCCAGCGCUCCUGUUGUGCAAGUUCCCGGACCAGGCGUCACUACGAUCCCGAUUCCCUCAAGCUCUCUUCCCAGGACAACACUUGCAUCAGACCCGUAUGCUGUUGUUGGGCCCAUCGUAACCAUGAGCAUCACUCCCAAGCUCCCUACCAGUGUUCUCGAACCACCUGCGGCCGGGCCUUCCACCAGUCCCGUUGAACAGCCUGUCCAACAGCCCGCUCCAGCGCCUCCUACCAGCGCUGCCGAACAGCCCGUAACACAGCCAUCUACCAUCGCUACCGAGGCGCCUGUAUCACAGCCUUCUGCCACUACCAUCGAACAGUCUAGCGCACAACCGUCCACCACCGCUAUCGAAGAGCCUACGAAGCCCUCCACCACAGCUGUCGAAGAGCCUUCAGCUGAAGCCACCUCCAGCCAAGCGGAGCCGACUGCCGAACCAACUCCUACCCAGGAGGAAUCCGAAGGCGGCGCUCCUACCAUGUCCCCUUCGAUGGAACUCGGCAACAUGGGACCUGACACCACUGGAGCUAUCGCCGCCCCUGCCCUAGACGGAACCAGGCCCACAACAGCCACUGCUGGAAAUGGUCCUUCGCAGACUCGCGCUCCCAUCGAUCUCUCCGACCCGUCAAAACUCAGCAGCGUCCUCGACUUGGGCAACUUGGGUGGAGGAUCAGGGCCACUCAAAGCUCGUGCUACGGGUACUCCUUAA